Trifolium pratense (red clover) is the source of this 1527-nucleotide messenger RNA. RefSeq names its product ras-related protein RHN1-like. The record is from RefSeq and is a predicted model, not a curated record. The coding region runs from base 744 to 1292 and encodes 182 amino acids. The transcript is spliced from 7 exons. NCBI's taxonomy places the organism in Eukaryota, Viridiplantae, Streptophyta, Magnoliopsida, Fabales, Fabaceae. Gene Ontology annotation, molecular function: GTPase activity; GTP binding.
UUAAAAAUGUUUAACGUAGUACUUAAGCCAUGAGAUUCUCUUAUCAAAUGAACUAGUUUUCUUAGUUGAACUUUUCUCAUGCGAUGAAGCCCUAACUUAAUAAAUCAACUGUAUAUCCUAUUAGCUAGCUAGUUCCUACAAGAUCAAUGUAUAUAGAUGACUUAUACUACUCAUCAAUGAAUUAAGUUUGGUUGUAAUAGAUCACUGUCAAUAAGCUGGAUUUUGAAAAGGACACAUCACACAUACAUGGUUGAAGCUGCCAAAAUGAGUUUGGAUCUUUAAACUAGCUAGAAGACUAUGGAUUCAUAGUGAUAGGAUGCAUGUGAUAUUUUGAAACCUUUUUUUCCUUUUAUGUUCAUACGUAUAGCAGCAUGUUAACUUAGAAUUUAUUUGGCACUACCAAAAUCCAAUCAAUAUUGCUUAAUAGCUAGAAUGUUGUAUAGUAGUAUAAUGGAUAAGAACAGCACAAAAGAAGUCCCUAAGAUUGAAAUUACAUUUGACUAACUACCAGUCAACACUAGUCAAAACUACCAGUCUCUUACCUUAUUUUCUGCCAAGUUCCCAAUGAUAAAUGCUGCUAUAGCAGUUUCUUUGAUAUACAAAUUAUAAAGUGCAUACUCUCUUCCAUUUACAAAUUUCAUCAUUCUCUACAACUUAUUGGUAUGUCAAGACAAGGGAAUAAGAUCAUUCAAGCCAAGCUGGUAGAAUUUACAUGGCUUUUCUUGUAGGUACUUCUUGGAGACAUGGGAACAGGAAAGACUAGUUUAGCAUUAAGAUUUGUUAAAGGCCAAUUCUUUCAGAAUCAGGAACCAACCAUAGGAGCUGCAUUUUUCACACAAAUAUUAUCAUUAUCUGAAGCUACUGUGAAGUUUGAUAUAUGGGACACAGCAGGACAAGAAAGAUAUCAUAGUUUGGCUCCUAUGUACUAUCGCGGUGCAGCAGCAGCGAUUGUUGUUUAUGAUAUCUCUAGCAUUGAUACAUUUGUUCGAGCGAAAAAAUGGGUUCAAGAAUUGCAAAGACAUGGAAGUCAGAAGUUAGUGAUGGCAUUGGUAGCAAACAAAUGUGACUUGGAGCCAAAGAGAGAGGUUCAAGCUGAGGACGGAGAACAAUUUGCCCAGGAGAAUGGAAUGUUCUACAUGGAAACAUCUGCUAAGACUGCUGAGAACAUCAAUGAGCUUUUCUAUGAAAUAGGAAGAAGACUAGCAAAGGUUUUACCACCAAAGCAAACAGGAAUAAAUUUUAGAAAUGAAACACAAGCACAUGGUAGAAAGUUUUUUUGUUGCUCAACGUGAUAUUAUCAUGUAAUCAAAUCACAGAAAGGUGUCCUUGAUUUCCUUGUUGAAAUGCAUUGACAUCUGAAUAACUUCAAUGUUUUCCUUUGUAUUUUACCUCUUAUCUUGGAGUCUUUUUCACAGUUUUUUCUUUUGGCUAUAUAAUAGUUUUCCUUCAAACUGUGUCUCCUUUCUUUGUAAAUAAAUUCAAACUUAAUGAAAUGCUUGUGUUGUGGAUUAUUAACAAAUUGACAUA